This is a messenger RNA of Archocentrus centrarchus (flier cichlid), 12436 nucleotides long. It is a transcript of the gene pkd1b, whose product is annotated as polycystic kidney disease 1b. NCBI's taxonomy places the organism in Eukaryota, Metazoa, Chordata, Actinopteri, Cichliformes, Cichlidae. Gene Ontology annotation, molecular function: protein binding; monoatomic cation channel activity. Gene Ontology annotation, cellular component: plasma membrane. Gene Ontology annotation, biological process: calcium ion transport. The record is from RefSeq and is a predicted model, not a curated record.
AUGAGAGGCCCGCGGGCGUUGCAGAAACAGAAGCAGGCUUUUCCCUGGAUCAUUUGUGUGUUUUUGAUGGUAACCGCUGGAGAAGGGAUUCGCUGUCCAAAAGGCAGUCAGGUUCAUCUGAGCAGCCUCCGAUGCUACUGGCUCUCAGAGAUGCCGCAGUCAUGGUUAGAAGCACAGGAUUCAUGCAGAGAAACCCGGGGAGCAGACUUAGCAUCUGCUGACAGCCCAGAACUGCAAAGUUUCAUCCUCCACGCCUUUCCAGUGAAAACCACUGUGUGGGUAUGGCUGCAGGGGUCCGACCGGGUUGGAGUUGUACAGCCACAAAGUCCAGUAUGGUGGGACAGAGGCGGUGAUGGUCCGGAGCUGUGCACUCAGAUGGCACUGGGAACACUGGGAAGGUGGAGGAAGGCUCAGUGUGCAGGACGACACCCCUUCAUCUGUGAAAUGGACGUAACCGAGCCUUUACCAUCUGCGUUCAGUUACCUCACUGGAUUGGUUCUCAUGACCAGCGUAUAUGCAGACGCCCAGAUACACCUUCUUCCCAGUGUCCCAGAUAUUGGACAGCACACAGUGGAGAUGCAGCUUUUCCCAGGCUUGUGGUUCAGUCAUGCAGGUCAGCUGCUGUCAGUGGAACUGGUGGUCCAGCCCAGUCCUGUGUCCUCUCUGGCUCGUGUGCAGAUCCUUCGGCCCUACUGCAGCCCUACCUACCACUUGGUACCUCCAGGCUGCAGCUCUCUCCUCAAUCCAUUCAGCUGCUGUUCAGCAGUACCGCUGUGUAACACCACAGGGGGCUGCAGCACAGGGCAGUACUGGUGCCAUCUGCUGGAGGCCUGCGUCCUCACCACCAGUCCAUGCAGCACCUACGACUCUGCCGUGGGACCUCGGGGCUUUGCUUUACCGCCCAGAUACACCGCACUACCACCCUUCUACCAUCUGGUGGCAGACCUCCCUCUGAAAAUAAACCCUAGCUUUGAGCUGAGCAUUAUAAGGCUGCCACUCCUAGAACGAGCCAUCAUGGUGUACCCUGAUGAUAUCGUGGCCAUACAGCACACUCUCGACUCUGGAACCUUUCUGCAUUGCCUAAACGGUGAAGCCUCCCGAAACUCUCCCUGGCGCCAAAGUUACCUGUCCUUUAGGGGGAUGGAGUGGGGAGGCUGGGUGGAAGGAGGAGUUACGUCACUGCCACAAGGAAGCAAGUGGGAGGAUGGGGUUGUGUGUAAUCUACGGAUGCUUUAUGUGGACACCCUUCACAGAGCUACAGAGCAUGACGAUAUCUCUGACUACACUCAGACAGAGGCAGCCACUGUCAGUGGCAUUAGGCCCCUUACCACAGGUCCUAAUCCCAGUCUUAGAUCUAAAUUCGGACUAAAUAUCAUUCACCCACUCCCAGAUGAAAAGAACCAGAUUCAUGUCCAAAUCAAUGUCCCAACUGUCAUCACUGUCAGGGCCCUGUUUGGAGCGAAAGCCAGUAGCUCAUGGUCAGCCCCAGUGCUCCAGACUGGAGUCCCUUUUCUUCCAUCCUGUCCUGAAGAUGUUUUUCAGUUUUCACCAGGCUGUAAGAAACAAUCCCAGGAUGCUUGGUUUUCCUCUGCGACUCUGCUGUUACCAUCACCGGGGAUUCAGAUCCUGAAUAUCAGUGUGAUGGAUGGACAUCGCUUUCAGAGUUUGAGUGUGAAGGUUUGUGCUUAUGAAGCUGUGAUGGGCCUCAGUGUGGAGCCUCAUGGAUGCCUGAGGAUGCUUGUAGACACAUCACAGUCUUUUACAGCCAAAGUGGAGAGUGGCUCUUCAGUAAAAUUCACAUGGGUGAUUGACGACCUUAAAGAGUUUGCCUAUGAAGGGGAAUCUUACAGUGUAAUGUUCAGGAAACCUGCUGAGUACAAGCUGCUGGUGACAGCAUCCAACCCGGUGAGCUCGCAGAGCCAGCAAAUCGUCCUGACCGCAGAUGAAGUUACAACGCUGGCUGACCCAGAGUUCCUGUCUGUCAGGGAGGUCGUAGCUGUGGAUGUUACUCACCUCUACACUGUAAGGGUCAGAGUGGAUAUCUCCCUUCCAGUCACCUUUAGGUGGGAUUUCGGGGAUGGUGGUAGCAGAGUCGUUCACACGCAGCCUGCUCCAUGUCACACCGUGGAAGCGCAUGUGGAGAGAGGAGAGAAGCGAGUGUAUGUCCAGGACUCGGUGAACUACACCUAUCUCAUCCCAGAGGACUAUACACUUCACGUUCAAGUCUCCCAUCAAUAUGACAACACUGACACAUCCAUGAAGAUAAAUGUCCGCCCUAAAUUAAUCAGCCUCCUUAUUUUGGCUUCUGCUUCGGUGCCUGGUGUCAACCAGCCUCUCCAUCUGGAAGCUUCCACUGAACCCUCCACCUUUGCUGUCGUCUACACAUGGGACUUUGGAGAUGGGUCCAAAGCUGUCCAAAGCAUCAACUGUAGAAUGAGCCACAGAUUUGCAUCUGCAGGAGUAUAUAACAUCACAGUAUUGGCUAAUAACAUGGUUACAUCCAUGACCGCCUGGCACGAAGUGGUAGUUAUGGAGAAAGUCUCUGGAUUAGCUGUCUCAAGCAACGGACCACAUGAAGUUGGCCUUGCUACAGAUUUCAAAGCUAAAGUUGCCACUGGAACCAACCUCAUCUGGGAUUUUGACUUUGGUGAUGGGUCCCGGAAAGAGAACCUUACAGAUGGUUCCAUCUCACACAUCUACAUGUUUCCAGGAAACUACACAGUAGAAGUGACUGUCUCUAAUUCUGUCAGCCAAGCUUUCCAGUCUAUAAUCAUUGAGGUCUAUAUUUUGACUGUUCGAGGUGUUCUCCCAACAGAAUGUGUCACGAGUGGAAAAGACAUACAGCUCACCACUCUGGUGAAUGGAAACAUUUCCAGUCUGACUUUCCAUUGGCUGUUUGAGGGGGACUCAUCUUUAACUGCAGUGACGGGACAGUCAACAGUCAUGCAUAUCUUUCCACACCCUGGUGUUUUUCAUGUUAACCUGACCGUGUUUAGUUCUGUCAUAUGUGCCUCAUUUAGUACCAGUAUCUGUGUUGAAAGUCCAAUAGCGAAUGUUGCAGUGCAGUCCUCAAAGAAUGUGGUGGCAGUUGGAGAACAAGUGUGUAUCAGUGUGUUAGUUUCCCCUGAACAGAAGACGAGUUAUCAGUUUAAGUGGCUUUGUAAUUUAUGUGGUCCUGCUGCCGUGACAGGAAACUCUCAGAGGUGUUUUGUCUUCAGACAUGAAGGUAUUGAAGAGGUGUCAGUAAUGGCAAGCAACAAAAUCAGCAACAAAACAGCCACAGUUAAUAUUACCAUUCAGAAACCAGUGAGUGAACUCUCUGUUAGGCACGGUAGCCAAAGUGACACUCUGAUUGUCAAUACAAUAACAUCAUUUUGGGUUGUCAGUUGUGCCGGCAGCAAUGUGUCAGUACUGUGGGACUUUGGAGAUGGGUCACCCGUGGAGCAGAAACAUAAUGUAUCUCAUGUCUUUACCUCGUCGGGUCAAUUCACAGUCACCGCAAUAGCAUUCAACGCUGUUAGCCGAGACUCUGCAACCCUCACAGUGAACGUGUUACUCCCUGUUUCCGACCUUUCACUUCACACCAGCCAGCCUUAUGCUGUGGUAGGAGAGGAAACUGUCAUCACAGCAGUUAGCAGUGCUACAAACAGCGCCAACUACCACUGGACAGUGGAAGGCACAUCUCCAUCCAGACAGGGAACUCGUGAGUUUAGAUUCAGCUUCUCCAGACCAGGAGCGUAUCACGUAAGUGUCAUAGCACAGAACUUAGUGAGUAAAAGUGAGGCAGCUAUUUUAGUUGAGGUCUUUGAAAGAAUAGAGGGACUUCAGAUUGAAUGUCGAAGCCUGACAAAUGAGAAAUAUAUACCAACUCAUGAGAAGGUCUUGUUUACCGCUUCAGUCGCCAAAGGCUCCAACAUUACUUUUCAUUGGCUUGCUAGGCAGAGUGAAAUAACCCAAGAAAUUGCAGGUGAUGGAGAACUUUUCCAUGUGGUAGCUGAAAUUCCUGGCAAUAUGUUGGUUCAGCUCAGAGCCUCCAAUUUCUUGGGUGAGGUUACCAACAGUGUUACUUUAGUGGCAGUCGAACGUGUAAAAAAUGCAGUCAUAGCAGCACAAUCGAACAUCGUGGCAUGGAAGAAAUCAGUGAAUAUCUCGGUUUCUGUGGAUACUGGAUCCGACCUGCAGUACCUUUGGCAUGUGAACACCAACCGUUUACCCCUUCAGACACGAGAACCGUUUCUUCUCUACACUUUUCCAAGUCUGGGUCAUUUUUUUGUCACAGUUUUAGUUCAGAACGCUUUUAGCCAGAGUAACGACACCAAACAGUUUUUGGUUCAGGAAGAAGUCCAAGAUGUGGACUUCCAAAUUGAUAACAAGAAACAUCCAUUUUAUGUCAAUGCAAGUGCUACUCUGUCUUUUCAUGGGUUUAUUUGCAAGGGUAAUGAACCCCUCUGGGCCUGGAAGGUUCACAAUGCCAAACAGAGCAUUUUUACCUCAACCAGUCAAACGUUUAUCUACAGAUUUCCACAUGCAGGCAUCUACCAGGUCUGUCUGAAUGUUUCCAAUGGGAUAAGUUGGCAGACGGUUUCACAUGAUGUCACAGUCCAGGAUGCAAUCACAGGUCUUGUGCUGGGCUUUAGCAAGUCCUCUUUCUGUAGUGAGGAACAAAUAACGUUUAUUCCAACAGUCUCCAAAGGAAGCAAUGUCAGCUUUGUUAUAACAUUCCAAAACAAAGACUGGAUUCAAAGCCGGGAAAUUUUUGAGGGCCAGUUAACCACAUCAAGUCUUCCAGUUGGGAGACACCUAGUUACAGUUAAAGCUUUGAACCAGGUCAGUAGUGCCAAUGCAUCCUCUGUCAUUGUAGUGACUGAGCAAGUUAAAGGUCUGCAACUUGUAAACUGUUGUUCCACUACACUAGAAGCUCUGAUAGGAAUCCAGUUCAAAGCAGAGGUUCAGAGUGGAUUUCCAGUCAACUACACCUGGAUAUUUCACUUGGAAAGGUCAAGGCCCACGUGGUUAAUGGGACAAGAAGUCGUCUUUGCUCCCUUGGAGAAUGGUUCAUUAUUUGUUCGUGUGUUAGCCAGCAAUGGACUCUGCUCUCAGACGGUAAACCUGACUGCAACAGUUGAGUGGCCUGUUAAGAAAGUAAACAUUGUCUGUCAUUCAAAGAAAAUAUUUGUUAAAUAUGCUGUCAGGUUUUCUGCAACGGUGAGCAAAGGGAGCAAUGUUAGAUAUGUGUGGGACUUUGGAGAUUCCACUGAAACGUUAGUGACAGAGUCAAGUGCUGUUAGCCACACUUACUAUAAUACUGGCAAAUACAAAGUUACGGUCAAAGCUCUCAACAGUGUCAGCCACGUGUCCUCAGAGCUACACGUCGAGGUGGAGGAGCUUCAGUGUUUCAGCCCACAGGCCUCCCUGGUCCAAAGCCAGUCUACUAUCUUCAGGGCUAGACCAAGUUACUUUGAAGCCAGUGUGAACAUUAAUUGCUCUUCUUACAAGACUCUCUAUCUGUGGGAGGUAUUCGGUGAGUCAGACUGUGCCCACGGCAACACUGAUAUUUCCGGAAACAAAGUCGUUCUUGGAACUCUGGAGGAUGCAACACCUCUGCUCUUACUCCUAAAGCAUGCACUUGAUGUAGGGCGCUAUUGCCUGGUGUUCACAGUUUCAUUCCAGGAAACUCCCAUCCUCAUCAAACGGAAGACUAACAUCACAGUGGUCCACUCACCAUUAGUGGCUGUCAUCAAGGGAGGCUCCCACAGAUUGUGGCCCAACCUAAACGAUCUUGUCCUUGAUGGGUCUGACUCUUAUGACCCUGAUAUUGAACCAGGAGUGGAGGAUUCACUGCAGUAUCACUGGGCCUACAUGACAGUGAACUCCACAGAGUCUCCAUUUGUAAAGGAGCCCAUUGGGAGGACCAGCAGUAGGAUGACAAUAGUGAGCAUUCAGCUGCACCCUGGCACAGUCUACGUUUUCACCCUUACUGUGCACAAGAAAGGGAGGAAACCUUCCUCUGUUAACCAAACGGUAACUAUCAGUGAAGCUCAUGUGCUUCCUGUCACAAUAGAGUGCACAUCCUGCUCUGUUCUCUCCUCUGCUUACCACAUCAGCUACAACACCCCUGUUGUUCUUUCUGGACACUGUGGACAAUGUGAUGACCAGGCUCAGUACAAAUGGAGAGCUGAGGACCAAACCGGUCUGACCCUCGAGCUUGAUGAGGUCACCUCUUCAGAGAGAUAUUCUCCCAGCUUGGUGGUGCGGUCAGAUGUCCUUCAGCCAGGGCAGAGUUAUUACUUUGCCCUAGAUGUAUCCCAGCCUCACAGCGGGGAACGAGGCAGCGCCAUCUUGAUGAUACAGCCAAACAAUCCACCGCGUGGCGGCCUUUGUGAUCUGAGUCCAGAGUCAGACAUACAACUGCUGGAGACAAAGGUCACCUACAACUGUUCAGGAUGGCAAGAUGAUGAAAGCAGAGCCUCUCAGCUGAUCUAUACCUUCCAGGUGGCAUUAUGUCAGCCCAUCAGCACUGCGUGCCCUCUGCUUACACUCUACAGGGGCACACAGUCAAUGUUCAGCAGCCUGGUCCCAGUGGGAAGUCCUGGGCAACAAGAAACCAUGUCAGUUAUCACAGUUAUUCUGCUAGCAGAGAACCAUCAGGGAGCAAAGGUCGUGGCCCUGAACAGAACACUGACGGUGGAAAAUCCUGCAGUCAGUGAAGUUUCCAGUCAGUGGCUCAGAAACAAGAGCCAGACUGAACUGUGGGCUUUAGUCCAACAUGGCAACCCUCAGGAAAUCAUCCCAUAUUCCAUUGCCCUCACCAGCAAGCUCAACCAGAUCAAGCUUGAAUGGACGACUGAGGAACUCAUGGAGAGGAGGCAGAUCCGGGAAAAUGUGACAGAAGCUCUCGCCUCCCUCCCUGUGUCCUCCUUGCUGGAUGUCGAUCAGCUCAGCUCAGCACUGUCUCAAUCUAUGGCUGUUCCCAGUGAGUUUGUACGUGAGAACUCCCAGAAGAAAGUUCUGGAAGCUGUGGGGAAGAUGAUCCAUGUAAUAGAGAAGCAGAAGAAUCCUGCUUUUUUGUCAGCUGCCGAUACGGGAAGAAACAUCCUUAAUGUCAUAGGUAGCACUCUGGCGGCUGUGUCUGGGUCAGUCAGUGGUUAUUCAGCCCACUUAGAAACUCUGCAGGCAGCUUCAGCAGCAUCGCUGUCAGCACUGAGCUACACGGGAGCCUUAAUGCGCACACUGAUGCGUUCCCGAGUUCCUGGUGAGGCGCCUUUUUCGCUCUCCACCAACUACAUCACCACAGUGGGUUUCCAAGGAGACCCUUCUGAUCUCCUCUGCCAGUCAAACCAGAUCGCCCGACAGUCAUCGUUAGCAGGCAAACCGAAGGCUUCUUACCCUUGUCAGUUUGUUAUCCCCACCUCCCUGACAGCUCAUCUGAAGAACCAAGGGUCUGAGGUGGUGCAGGUGUUGUUUGGUUUGGAUAGACCACUGGAUGCCAGUGCUUUGCUGGCUGCAGCCAACCCUCCAAUUUCCACCACUCUUGUGGCCAUGGAGCUCAGCACUCCUCAGGGUCAGCCCAUACCCAUCCUGGAUUUGGACCCUGAACAAGCCAUACAGGUCUCUCUGCCAAAUAAGUACUCCAUAGAAAGCGGAGAUGAGAGAGUAGGUGAAGUUGGGAAUGAGACAUGUUUGACUGCAACACUGUUGGCUGAAGGACAGCUGAACUUCACAGUAAAAGUUCCAGACAACCUCGAUGAAAAUGCAGGUUUAUACAUCUCCUUCAACUUCAGCUUGGCUCCAGGAGCAGCUCCAGUGACAGUUGGCCAUGUGAAGAUUGCAGUGCCGAGGACUAAUGCAUCCCAGGAUUCCCUGAUGAGAGAGCGGGCUCUCACGCUCUCUGCUCUGGCCGCCUCCUCGGAAGAAACCAUUUUUCUGUCUCCCCUUCUGAAUGGGACAGACAAGCCUCUCUCUGUCAGCCUGAGCUCCUCUCUGGUCGACGGCGGUCCGGUCCAUGUGUCGGUGUGUGUGUUCAGCUCUCUGUGCCAGUACUACAGUGUGGAGGAGAGGCGUUGGCGCCGUGAAGGCCUUCGACCACUGGAGGGCAGCACACUCCACACGGCACUCUGCCUCACGCAGCACCUCACCAUGUUUGGGGCCAGUCUGUUUGUCCAUCCGGGGGCCGUUGUUCUGCUACCACCUUCAGGAGACCCCAUGAGGACCAUGGUGGUGGGGAUUAUCUGCGCUGUCCUGGUUUUGACUCACCUGCUGGUGGGGCUCAUUGCCCACAAACUGGACCACUUAGACAGCUUGAGGCUGAGCCAGGUUCCACUGUGUGGGCGACCAGGGCUGUACCACUACAGAGUGCUGGUUAAGACUGGCUGGAGGCCAGGGGCAGGAACCACAGCACAUGUUGGCAUUAGUUUGUAUGGUGUGAAAAAGAGCGGCUCUCACCAUCUGCAGAGGGAAGGAGCUUUUCAGCGUGGCAGCCUGGACCAGUUUCACGUGGAGACAGAUGACAACCUGGGAGAAGUCUGGAAAAUACGCAUCUGGCAUGAUAACACAGGUUUGGACCCAUCGUGGUACGUUCAGCACGUGGUGGUGUGGGACCUUCAGAACGACCACAUGUUCUUCUUCCUGCUGGACGAUUGGCUCUCUGUUGAGAAUGAGAAGAAUGGCACAGUGGAGAAGGAAGUUCUUGCCUCUUGUCCAGAGGAGCUCACUCUGUUUAAAAGGGUGUUCAUCUCCCAGCUGAUAUUUGGCAUGUUUGACCGCCACCUGUGGCUGUCGCUGUUGGAACGGCCCCCUCACAGCUGUUUCACGAGGGGACAGAGAGUUACCUGCAGUGCCCUCUCGCUGCAUCUCUACCUGGCACUGGGGGCUCUGUGGUAUGGAGCCGUUGGCACUGUGAGCCACAGUGGACCCGUUUCAGCCCAUCUGCUGGCUAACAUGGAGACAGUUGCCGUGGGGGUGACUGUUGCUGUACUGGUGUUUCCGCUUCAGUGUUUCCUCUGCUUCCUGUUUAGAAAAGCUCACAGGCAGGUGACCGUGGAUGUGUCGGUCCCGCCCUCUCCAGUUUGUCACUCUGUGGAGAUGGACGUAUUCCUUGGCCAGUCGGAGCUCUCUUGCCCUUCCUUUCUGUCUUUGCCAGAUUCCUCGGGCCGAGUCAGAGACAGUCCUUCGUCUUUGCUGGAGAGCAAGGCAUUAGGCUCCAGUAUCCUGGACUUCUGGGCUGCCUCUGGCUUGGUGCCCCAGACAGAUGGAGCAUAUCAAGAGGACGGCAUCAUGGCAUGGCCAUCAUGUGACAGCCUGCUCAGUCUGCCAACAGGUUCAAGCCCCUCCAAGACAACCUUAGCCCCUGACCUCUGCAAGGCUUCACCUGCACAGGUCCCUGCACGCCAGCUGAAGCGUAAAAAGGCGUUGAUGCAGCUUCACUUGGUAUCGCACAAAUCCCCAGACACGAACCCCAAUCUAGUCCAAGUUCACAGCCACAAUCUGACUCUGUCCGAGGAGGAUCUGCUAAUGUCGAUCGAAGCGGAUGCAAACAACAGCAGCUCAGACAGCGGCCGGGAUUCUCCGAGAACCACAUCCACAUUCUCAACCAUGCGGAGCUCCUCGUGGAGCAGCUGGUCAGAGCACAGUGAGCAAGACCUUCAGUCUCAUCCCUCGCUGUAUGGAGCUGGACUCUAUAAGUGUCCAUCUGUAGACUCGAUGGCAAGCACCUUCCUACCGAGCCCUUCUCCUGACUCCGCAUGCUCCUCCUACACAACACGCAUAGGUGUUGCUCGAGGUCAGCCAGGCAGGCUGCUUCCUCACUGGGGGCUGCGUGUCAUUUACCCGCUGGUCGCUGUGCUGCUUGGGGUGUGCCUGGCUGUGGUGGGACUCUAUGGAAGCUUCUUCUCCAGGACAGUAGUCUUCAUGUGGCUGGUAUCAGCCCUUUCUGCUUUUCUAACCUCUGCUCUGCUGCUGGAACCUCUCAAAGUGUGUGUGCAGGCCUUGAUCUACGCAGUACUGUGGAAACCUGUGGAUCCAGAGGUGGAGGAGCAGCUGGCUCAGGAGACAACUGUGGUGAGGGCAUUUGGAGAGCAGAGCGGGAAGGUCCGACCGCCGUGCGGCUACGGGCUACUGCAGGCGAAAGAGGAGGCACGCAAAGUCCGAGCGCUGCAGUCUCUCAUGAGGCACUGUGUGUGUCAGCUGUUAUUUCUGUUGCUGGUGCUGAUGGUGAACUACCAGGACAGGACGGAGCAGGGACAGGCCAGGCUUCUGCACGCCACCAUCAAACAACAUCUUCACACAUCACCUUUGGGGUUUCCCAACCUCACCUCACUCAAAGACUGGUUAGACACAGAGCGGUGGGUCAACCACACCUUGUUGCCACAUCUCCACCAAAACCCCUCGUUGCACCUCGUAGGGUCGCCGCAGCUGCAGUACACGCACGCUCUCGGUAACCUGGCAGUUCACCUUCAGGCAAACAGCAGUGCGAUCACACGCCAGCUCCCAGCUGCCCUUCACAUGGCAGACAAAAGCAAGAAGCAGUUUGAAGCGCUUUCCAUAGAGUUCGCACAGUACCACAGAGAGUCUGCUCUGUUUCUGUGUGUGUGCAUAAAACUAAAGUGGACUCAGACACGAGGCAUCACACCCUCUCUCUGGAUCCAUCCACUCCUCAUCCCUUCAUCCUUCUCAGGACUGGACCUUCAGAUGGCGCUUCCAAUUCUUCUUCUCAUGUCUGCUCUCCUGAUCGUGUUCGGGGAGCUGUGGUCUGUGGCCACUGAGUGUGCUCAGUAUCUGCGGCAAUGCCAUCACUGGUUCCAGCUGCUCCUGGCCUUCUUCUCGCUGACAACAGCCAUCCUGCAGCUCUGCUUCCUGUCAUGUGCAUCUUCGUGUGUUUCCGAGCUGCGGUCCCAACCAGGCAACUUCAUCAACUUCCACAGCGCUGCCCUUCUGGCACAAACGUCCUCUCAGUGUGCAGCUGUCUUGCUCACUCUGCUUGUGCUAAAGCUGCUGGGAACCUUAAGGUUUGUGCAGAGGUGGGCUGUGAUAGGCAGAGUGUUGCACAGAGCCUGGAGGGAGCUGCUGGCUCUGGCUGUCCUGGUGCUGCUGCUGCUGCUGCUCUGCGCUCACUUUGGAAAUGUGCUUUUUUCACGAUCUGUGGAAGGUUUCCUGUCAGUACGAGAGACCAUCGUUUCAUUGUUGUCCAUUCUUCAUGGUCGGACGGUCCUGCAGAGACUCUGCAGGGUCCACCCGCUCCUGGGCCCCGUCUAUGGGCUGCUUCUCAUGGGAGGCUGCUUUUGGAUCUUGGCUAGACUCUGCGGGGCUGUUCUUAUCCAUACUUACAGGGCAGAGCAGGCUGAGCUGUUUCAUCCCAACAUUGAACCUCAGGACUAUGAAAUGGUGGAGUUCUUCAUCAAAAGGCUGAAGCUGUGGAUGGGACUGACCAAGGCUAAACAGUUCAGACACAGGGUGAAGUUCAAAGGCAUGGACGUCCCUCCUUCCAGGUUCUUACAGGAAUCUCGUCUGUCCACUCUGUCUUCCAGCCUUCCUUCGUCCUGCACUCCUUCUCUGUCCUCUUCAUCCUCGGGUCUCUCCAGUAGGUCUGAGGAUUUGUUGGCGUCUGAGCCCAAAGUCCAGCUCUACCUGGACAGUCUCCUGCCCUGUGUCACUGCCUUGUUAUCUCAUUUUGAUCGUGUCAACCAGCUAACUGAGGACAUUUACAACCUGGAAAUUAAACUAGUUGAAGUUCAGGCCAGGAGAAGGAAGACAUGGAUAAAUUACAAGGAGAAAAGUGAAGGAAUGUUUGGAGAGUUAGGAAAACCAAAGGAUGCAGAUGAAGGGAAGGUAGCAGGAGAAGUUAGACAGAGGAAGACCAGAGGUAUUCAUCCCAGGCUACGAGUCCUCCUUCCAUCCUCAUUUUCUUUCAAUCCCUCCACAUUUGACUCUUCUGUCCCAUCAAUGUACUUCUUUCCCCAUGCAUCUACCUCCUACUCUGAGUCUCAAGCAGUGCCGGUUCAACCUCUGCCAUUCAGUGAUGUGUUUUCUUCUGAGGGUGCCAAUCCAACACCUGGAUUCAGUUCAUUGUAUGCAGCAGCUCCGAGGUUUGGCAGUUGUCCCAGAAGAAGAGCAUGGUAUUCUGAGAGCUCUCAUUCAGCUGAUGUCACUCAGAGGGUAUUCCAGCUCUCUGGAGCUUCUCCGUGUAGAAAUGGAGGAGAAUAUUAUGCAUUUGCUAAUGUCAGACCCAAAAGUGAAGAGGGGGUAAGAAGGUGUAUCAGUGAUGGGAUUCCAGUAAAGAGGAACGCUUGGAUCUCUGAAGGACCAGAGACUGAGUAAGACUGAAAGACAGUGGCUUUAUUAGGCAAACAGAAUCACUGAGAAGAAAUGACUGAAAUGUGAUUGUAUAAAAAGAUUGUUUUCCACUUUGUGCAUUUUGGCACAUUUUACCAUCCUCGGUAAU